Messenger RNA from Alternaria metachromatica, 690 nucleotides. RefSeq lists its product as uncharacterized. NCBI's taxonomy places the organism in Eukaryota, Fungi, Ascomycota, Dothideomycetes, Pleosporales, Pleosporaceae. The coding region runs from base 1 to 690 and encodes 229 amino acids. The transcript has a single exon. The record is from RefSeq and is a predicted model, not a curated record.
AUGAACAACAUCAAGGACGGCAUCACAGCUGAGGCGAAAGCCAACAUGCUAGCCAACCUCCAGAUCGAGCUCGACUCGCGCAAAGAGAAGCUACGAGCGCAGUGCGACGCGCAGUGUGCCAGCAUGCAGUCGCGUCUCGAGCGUCGCGUCAACCGCAUCCCGACCGUGACGCGCCAAACCACGCUACUAGACCUCCUCAAGGCAUCCGCGCCUGCACAACCAGUCGCGACCGCGACCGCGCCAGCACCAAUCAAGACUGCGCCACCCAAGAAGACAUCAGCGCCAGCGCCAGCACCUGCCUCCCGCAAGACACGCGCGGCUCCCACAAACUCUAUCCCAACAAGCUCCUCAGCGCCCGCGACUUCCUCCCCAGAUACCAGGCGUGCAAAGCCUGCCGCCAAGGCCAAGCCCACACCGACAUACGCUCAGCCAACAAAGACCACACGCGCCAAGAAGCGCAGCAGCGACGAAUUGUCUGGCGAGGACAAGGAAAAUGCAGACCUACCUGUACCAAAGAAGCGCGCUAGGGCACCCACUCAGAAAUCGGCGCCUGCUGCUGCUGCCCCAACUACGCGCGCAACCCGCGCUGCUUCCCGCACAAAGACAACCACUUCGUCUCAUGUGCUAUCACCAAAGACCAACACGGCCAACGUCAGGAAGCCAGCUGCUCGUAGCGCCCGCCCCAGGUAG